Schistosoma bovis is the source of this 525-nucleotide messenger RNA. NCBI's taxonomy places the organism in Eukaryota, Metazoa, Platyhelminthes, Trematoda, Strigeidida, Schistosomatidae. The record is from the annotation of a GenBank genome assembly.
AUGUCAGUCAGUACUCUGAUCGACAGAUUUCGUCUUUCCAUUUACGCAUAUAGAUUAAGUACUUUAAGUAACUGGCCUUAUGAUGGGAAUUCCCUUUGUACAGCUGAGAAAAUGGCCAAGUCUGGGUUCUACCGACCGAAUCCAAACAAUCCAACUACUACACAAUGUUUUGUUUGCAUGAAAGAAUUAGAAGGAUGGGAACCUGAUGAUGAUCCAGACAAAGAGCAUAAAAGUCAUUCACCGAAGUGCCCUUUCCUCAAAUCCAAGCAAUAUGAACAAAUGACUUAUGAAGAAGGUUUAGCAAUGGAUGUUGAAAGAUAUUGUACUUAUCUUUCCAAGAUUCUUUCGGAUCAGUAUGAUGUCCAAAAAGUCCAAAAGGCAUUUAAAAUGUUAACUGAUAUUGUAUUAUCCAAACUACCAAAGCGAAAUAAAAAAAAGAAAUCGAACCUCAGCAAAACAAAACACUCAAUUAUGUCAAAUUCAAGUAUUAAAUCAACCAGGAGUACUCGAAGCAAAAGAAUAUGA